CCCACCCCGGCGCCUCCCCCGGGGCAGGGCAGCGGCAGCGGGCAGCCGCGGAGCCCGCAGGAGCCCCGCCGCGGCGCGGCCGGCCACGAGGAGGAUGCUGCGCCCGGGCGGAGCGGCGGCGGCGGCCGCAGCGGGGCGCGGAGCUUCAGGUACCCGCUGGGCCGCGGCUCGGGGGGCCGCUGCGGCCGGGGCCGGCGGACGCUCCCGGCGAUGAGCCGCGCUGCGGGCUCGGCGCUAAUCACCGUGAACGCGUGGGUCCGGCUGGGAGUCAUUUGCCUUUGAGAAGGUGAAUGGAGAUUUACGGAGGAUCUUCUAACUAUUAUUGAAAUGUGACCACGGUGACAAAUAGAGCAAAAUGUGCUGCUUCAACAACUCUGUUGUGGACAUUUAAUACGACUUUGUUUGCUGGAAGGGCUGCUUUUUAGUCAACAUGGCUUCAUCUGGGCAUGAGGUAGAAAGAUGGAAACACAAGGAAGCGGGAGAGCUGCUAGAGGCAGUGACCUCUCCUGAGAACGGUACUCAUCUUUCACCAGCGAAGCCGAUCAGCAGCGUAGACCAUCUCUCGCACCUCCCUGGAAAAGCAGACUCUGCUUACAGCUCUUUCUCAGGGGGCUCAAACGCUCCCGAGUAUCACAUGCCGUCAUGUUACAGUGAGAACGGCUGCGUGCCUCCGGAGCAGGCACCGUACAUGGACUCGGAGUAUGUGAGAGGUAUUUACAAUCUCAGUGCAGCAAACUCUGAACUCAGAUGCGUGCAUCCGUACAAGUCACCAGAUCCGAGCAGCCAUAACAACUCUCACGGCGUCGGUCUCGCUGAACGAUACAGAAACACUCCUACCCGGGGGACUUUAAAUCAGGGACCGGUGCCUCUGGCCGCACCUCCACCUCCAAUGCCUCCUCCACCUUCUCCUCCCACGCGACUCGACAGCUAUAAAGUUACUAGACACUUUGAAAGCACGACGGGGAGAUGCAACUCCGGAAGUCACAGCGAGGGCAGUGCGCAGCCAGGUCCUUCCGUGCAGGACAAUCAGCUAGAAGAUAAAGAUGUAUCAUGGAGUCAAGUCAGGGAUGAAACUGCUGAGCAAGAUACAGUGGCAGCUAGGAGAAAGGCUCUGGAAAACAAGGACCUUUCCUCUUCUGAUUCUAAAAAUGGGCUAUCUAAAUCAAAAAACCAGAGGGUAAAGACAGAGGAAGGUGGAGACCGGAGUCUAUCCCAAGAAUCUAUAAAGAGAAGCAAUCCACACAUUUUCAGCAGACCUUCUUCAUUCAUUUUUCAGGAAUAUUUAAAGACUGACUCUGUGGCUAGUGUCCCUAAAAUUCUUUUUGCUUAUAAUUCAGUUCAUGCUUAUAAAAUUCCUGAAGAGAUGAACUCUAAAGCCUACCCUCCACCACAUGCCAACCCUAACACCGUUAAUGAUACACAAGAAAACAAACAGUAUCCCUGCGCUGCACAUAAGCCAAAUUUCAGAGAAGCAGAUCUGCAAAGUACAACCUCAGAACCCAGCCAGCAAAAAGGAUCCUUGCCUCGUGCUCAGUGCCCAGUCUAUGCUGAGCUGCUUUCAGAUGUGGAUCAGGAUGUGUUUGAGGACAGCUGUGACUUAAAGUAUGUGGAAAAUGCUCUUCCAAUUAAAAAUGUAUCAAAGAAGCUAAACAGCUGUACAGAUAAAUAUCAGUGUUAUGACUCUGAAGGAGAGAUUGGGAAUGAUGUUUGGGAACCACUGCUCAAUCAGCAAGCCAAAAUGCAGAAAUCCUCAGUGCCCCACAGCUUGGAUAGUGUAGAAUCAGAGCAUCCUUGCUGCGGGGAGCUGGAUCAGGGAAAUAAGCCAUAUUAUGAUAAUACUAACCAAACUUCUUUUUUCAGACCAAGGGAAGAUGCCGCGUCUCAUUUUUUAAAUGAAUUCAACGAAGAAAAGCAAGCUAAUAACAGUAGUCCUGACCUUACAAUGCAUCUAGAACAAGAGAAAACCGUACCUCCUGCUUGUUUUCAGAAAUAUCAACCUGAUCUUCAAAAACAUCUCGAAAGACGGGUGCAGGAUGAUAUUGCCAGUAAACAAAUAAAUAGGCAGACAACUCCCCUUCUUUACUAUCUUUCUGGGGAGAAAGCCACCAACACCCUGCAUCAAAGGAAGCAUACCCAACAUCAAGAGGACUUGAGGAGCUCGCCAAAGAAAUUUUCAGCAAGCAAUUACCCUGCCUCAGCACGAUCUGUAGACAUACAAAGGGAAAGUAAUCAGCUUCGAAAGACCAAACACAACCUUCGGUGCGUUGCUGAUGAUCUGAAUGAGGCUGACGAUGUCAUUCUGGGGAGUCCUGGUUCAUCGGUGGAUGAGAGUUUCAAGAACGACUACAGAGAGCAACUUAAGGUGGCUCAAAAAAAGGUUCUGAGAGAAACCUCUUUUAAAAGAAAAGAUCUGCAGAUGAGUUUGCCCAUUAGGCUGAGGAAGAAACCCUCUAAAAGACCUUCAAUUGAACAUCUUAGAUCUCUUUCCUUAUCCAGUGAAAAUGAGGAUGCCAAACUUGCUUCUUGUCCUCCUCCUCAUCUGCAAUCAGUAGAAAACUUCAGUAAAGAUGAAGAAAUUAAGAGAACACAAAUGGGUCGAAUAGGGGGAAGGAAAAGAGUAACAAAAGAGCAAAAGAAACUGUGCUUUUCUGAACCUGAGAAACUAAAUCAGCUGGAAGAUAGGGAUGUAUCAUGGAGUCAAGUCAGGGAUGAAAUUACUGAGCAAGAUAUAGCAGCAGCUGGGAGAAAGACUCCGGAAAACCGAGGAAGGGCACUUUCCAGUUCAGGCAUCUCCAAGACUGAGCUGAAGCAAAUCCAACAUACCGCACUUAUUGAAUACAUGGAACGAAAGAUUAGUCAAAGACCGGGUAGUUUGCAGCACAUCCCACUGCAUAACCCGCCCCUGCAGAAGGGACCUUCAUAUCCUAAAUGGCCUUCUGGCAAGAUUUCCAAUCCAAACAAAAGCAGGAAGAUGCAAAACGAUGAGGUUUUCUGCCGAGUUUUCUCCGAAGAAGAAUUUCCAGAUGUUUUUCCUCCUUUGGCUUUUACCGCCCCGCUGAGCUUGACCAGUAGAUGCAGCACCAGCUCUGCUCCCAAGGCAGCAGACAGAAGCUGCACCAGCAGAUGUGCCUCGGCUGAAAACCUCCCUCAGGCAGAUGCUUCUGCUUCUGGUAGAGGUUGCGAGAGGUCAAAAUCAACUCCUCCUUCCAUGCAGGAUACCUCCAGAUGUGCAACCUCUGCAGUGCCGCCAGCCCGGAGCCGCGAGCCCUGCCUCGGCCUGCCCAGUUUCCAAGAUGCUGAGAAAGAUGAAUCUAAGAAUCAUGAAGAUGAAUGUAAGAGUCAUGAAGAUGAGGACAAUAACACAACUGGAAGUGCCUGCUGUCCGGAUAGUAAGGAGCCAACUCCAGAAACCUCUAAUCCUAGCCCAAGAAGUGGAAGUGAGGAAGAUGCUCAAGUGGAAAAGGAGUGCAGAACAAAAUCUGUGAAUGGCAGUGUUUUAAUAAAAUGCCCAGAACAGCAGUUAGAGGCAGAUGAUCCUGCAGUCCCUCGGGAGAAAGUAACAUACUGCCAGACCACGUUUUUAGUUCAGGCUCAUCAAGGAGAAAAAACUACAGGCAAUGAUUUAGCUGCAAACAAGACAUCCAUGCACAACAGACAGGAUGAUGUUCUCCCAGAAAAAGAGAAAUCUCUGCCUAAAAGGAGGCUGCAGUCUCCCGAAGACCAGCGAUACGAAGAACUCGCUAUGGAGAUCAUUGCCAAAGACAGUUCUCUGGCUGAUGUUCUCAUGCCUCAUCCCAUCAGAAAAACUGCUCUAGACUUGAUGGAGGGUCUUUUUCCUAUUAACAUUUCCAUGUUAGAUAAAUCUCACAGGAAAAAGGGAGAUGUGCAACAUGGGCAGGAGAAUGAGAAAGGUAAUAAAGAUCUAACAGAAGAAAGCCUUGAAACCGAACACAAUGCCGAGCAAAGGAACGAAGAUCCUGUUUCUAAGGGGAACCAAAUCCUGAACAGGAGCAGAGACAGCACGAAUGACCUAGAUGACAUCACGUCCAAGAAAAUGGAGCUCAUCUCCAGCCUCCGAUCAAAACUGCAGACCCUGUGGGAAGAAAGGGAGCUUGUCCUCUCCGAAAGCAAGGAGUGUGCAGAGCGUGGCAAGGAGCUCGAGGCAAUGGUGCAGGACGUCUGCAAGCCCAACGAGUUUGAGCGCUACAUGAUGUUCAUUGGUGACCUGGAGAAGGUUGUGAGCCUGUUGCUCUGUCUGUCCAGCCGUCUUGCCCGAGUCCAGAACGCCAUGAGGAAGAUCGAUGGAAACACGGAUGCUGAGGAGAAGCAAUCACUGAAUGAACGACACAAGCUCUUGUCUAGACAGCGGGAAGAUGCAAAAGACCUGAAAGAAAACCUGGAUCGUAGGGAAAGAGUGGUUUCUGGUAUCCUUGCCAAAUACCUGACCGAUCAACAGCUCCAGGACUACAGACACUUUGUCCAGGUGAAGACCUCCUUACUGAUCGAACAGAAGGACCUUGAAGAGCAGAUAAAAUUUCUAGAAGAACAAUUAGAAAAUCUUGAGAAAAGCAUCUGCCUCUAAUACCCGGCAACAGAUCAUCCACUUUUACACAGGGGGAUCUGCGACGUUUUCCUGGAAAUCCAUAUGCAUUCGUUGAACUUGGCUCAGCUUGAUGAAUUCUUGCAAUCGUGUUAGUGCCACAGUAUUGACAAGUGCUUAGAAGAUCUAGGCACGUGCUGGAAAUGCUUUCCCCUUCGCAUAGACCAACCGACAAAAUCCUACAGUACGUAGCAGAUUGCAUUUUGGAAAUGACUGAUAGGAUGUGUUGCUCCUAUUAAUUUGGCAUAUUUCCCCCCUCCUUGUUGUCUGUCCAUCUGUUUCCAGAUUGACACAAUCUCAAUAAAACAAUGAUACAAAUA
Messenger RNA from Dromaius novaehollandiae (emu), 4920 nucleotides. It is a transcript of the gene SHROOM1, whose product is annotated as shroom family member 1. The record is from RefSeq and is a predicted model, not a curated record. Bases 431 to 4582 code for a protein of 1383 amino acids. Lineage: Eukaryota; Metazoa; Chordata; Aves; Casuariiformes; Dromaiidae. Gene Ontology annotation, cellular component: cortical actin cytoskeleton; adherens junction; apical junction complex. The transcript is spliced from 7 exons. Gene Ontology annotation, molecular function: actin filament binding. Gene Ontology annotation, biological process: actin filament organization.